GCUUCUUCCAGCUGUGGAGGCACUAACAAUGGACGCUCAGAAAGAUGUUCAACCACCAAAGCAGCAGCCAAUGAUAUAUAUUUGUGGAGAGUGUCACACUGAAAAUGAGAUAAAGUCCAGGGAUCCAAUCAGAUGCAGAGAAUGUGGAUACAGAAUAAUGUACAAGAAAAGGACUAAAAGAUUGGUGGUUUUUGAUGCUCGAUGAAAUGGGGGAGUUCAGAAGUGUCUUCAUUCAUACAUUUGCCUCAUUGACGUUUCUCUUUAAUGUAUAGCAUUUGGCUUAGUGUACUUAAUGACUACAACUGUAUGCCUAUGAUUUCAUUUAGAAAUACAAUUGUAUUUUAAUACUUUGUAUAAAGGAAAUUUUGGUUCAAUAUAUGGCUUAAUUUAUUGUUCUUGUAAUUCCUCACACAGUGAAGAUUAAAAGUGUUUCCCC
This is a messenger RNA of Mus caroli (Ryukyu mouse), 436 nucleotides long. RefSeq names its product DNA-directed RNA polymerases I, II, and III subunit RPABC4. Gene Ontology annotation, biological process: DNA-templated transcription. NCBI's taxonomy places the organism in Eukaryota, Metazoa, Chordata, Mammalia, Rodentia, Muridae. Gene Ontology annotation, cellular component: RNA polymerase I complex; RNA polymerase II, core complex; RNA polymerase III complex. Gene Ontology annotation, molecular function: zinc ion binding; DNA binding. The record is from RefSeq and is a predicted model, not a curated record.